Encephalitozoon cuniculi GB-M1 is the source of this 819-nucleotide messenger RNA. RefSeq lists its product as uncharacterized. The transcript has a single exon. Lineage: Eukaryota; Fungi; Microsporidia; Unikaryonidae. Bases 1 to 819 code for a protein of 272 amino acids. The record is from RefSeq and is marked provisional.
AUGGAACAAGGAAACGGGCAUGCGACAGCUUCCAUUGACCAUCCACACGACGUCGGAGAUGGCGAGCAUUGCUCCUUGUCUCCGCUGGUCUACGGAUUCUCAUAUUCCCCGAGCGAAGACCGGAUCAUCGAAUACUUGGACAGCAUGUCGGACAACCAAGCUCCGGAGUCGCACAUUGCAGCAUCACAUCGCGGAUAUGCUCUCGAAGAAAGGAGGGCCAUUGUAUUGGAUCCAUAUCCCAUUGGCAGGAUAUCAAGAGGGAAAGUAGAUGUCAGCUAUGGAUUUUUUAACGAAUAUUUGUACGAGAGCCAUGAGCAUGGGCCCAGCAAGCUUCUGAAGGCCCAUAGAGUCAUGUGCGGGUUUGAGAUAUACUCGCUCGGACAGGGUGAUGAGGAGAAGGUGGGAUGCCUGAGGUCGAAUCUGUUCGGAACGAAGUACAUUCUCUAUCAAGGCGAGAAGGCAGUUUUGGAGAUCAAAUAUGCCACAUCGAUAUUUAAAAGACGAGGGCCAAGAUCGUUCUCUGUGCUGUUCACGGGGAUAUCGGGAUCGUCGUUGAAGGAGCCUGUUGUGAUGAGGAACAAGGAGCCCUACUACAAUGCGGAAACCAACAGUUACUCCCUAAACUUCAACGGACGAGUAACUACGCCCUCUGUGAAGAACUUCCAGCUUAUCCAUCCUCUCGAGCCAACAUAUGUGACAUUGACAUUUGGGAAGAUCUCGAGGUUCAAGUACAUACUUGACUACACAUAUCCCUGGUCUGGGGUGCAGGCAUUUGCAAUAGCGCUUGCGGCCCUGGACUACAAGGUUGGAUGCGACUGA